Molecule: messenger RNA, 3801 nt
Organism: Oncorhynchus kisutch (coho salmon)
Lineage: Eukaryota; Metazoa; Chordata; Actinopteri; Salmoniformes; Salmonidae
Product: thyrotropin receptor-like
Exons: 12
Coding region: 181-2526 (781 amino acids)
Biological process (GO): activation of adenylate cyclase activity; hormone-mediated signaling pathway; adenylate cyclase-activating G protein-coupled receptor signaling pathway
Cellular component (GO): plasma membrane
Molecular function (GO): thyroid-stimulating hormone receptor activity; G protein-coupled peptide receptor activity
Source: RefSeq, a predicted model, not a curated record
CAAGUUUCAGAUGAACGGAACGCCCCCGUACCGCAUCUCUAUCAAUUUUGACUUAACUUGGGAAGUACAUGUCUACAUGAGAUGCUAUACGGGCGAAUACAACUGUAAUAUACCUUGACAUUGGAAAUUAAACUUUAAUGUGCCGAAUAUGCGUUCAUAGGCUUCACGCAAUACCAAAUCAUGAGCGAGGAUAUCGAUUCAGUAAUCUAUCUGAAAAUGAAUCUAAUUAUUCGUAUGUUUAUACUUUUCAUCGCUUCACCGGUCGAUUCAACUGAUAACAUCGACGUUUGCCCAACUUUUUGCGACUGCACCAAAUGGGACAGUACGAAAACAGUGUCAUGCUUCGAAAUUGACGUCCUACCUGCAUUCCAUCCCAGCACUAAAGAGCUGUGGCUUGUGGAGACAAGACUGACCUCCAUAUCUCAGGAUGCCUUCGCCAACUUGAUCAACAUCUCUCACAUUUACAUAUCAGAUGAUGAAAGUCUGAGGAGUCUGGAGAGACAUUCUUUUCACAAGCUGCCCAAGGCUAUUCACAUAGAGAUAAGGGGUAUCAGGAGCCUGUCUUACAUUGACCCAGAGGCAUUCAAGGACCUAACAAACUUAAAGUACCUGGGUAUCUUCAACACUGGCCUGCCCUCCUUCCCUGCUCUGGGCCAGAUCCGUUCCAGCCAGGACGACUUCAUCUUGGAAAUUGUGGAUAACCUCUUCAUCAGAGAAAUUCCUGCCAACUCAUUCAAUGGGAUCUCAGAGAAUGAAAUCACCCUGAUGCUGAACAGCAACGGUCUGACGGACAUCCAACCCUACGCCUUCAAUGGAACUAAACUGGAGGAAGUUUACCUCUAUAGGAAUGUGGAUCUGGUGCGGUUGGACGAGAGGACAUUUUCUGGCGUGAUCAGCGGGCCAACUCUUCUAGACGUUUCCGAAACAAGAGUGAACUCCUUACCCACAAUGGGUCUGGAGGCUGUUCAGAAACUGAAAGCUAAAAACACUUGGGCCCUCAAGAAACUACCCCCCCUGAGGGCCUUCCAGCAUCUGCAGAGUGCUGAGCUCACCUACCCCAGUCACUGCUGUGGACUGAGCAAAGUGAAGAGGAGGAGAGGACACGUGGAGUCUGUCAUUUGCAACCUGACCAGCUCUACAAGACGACAACAAUCAACUAGGCCCUCUGGAACCCCCUCUGAGCAACCUCUCCCCCCGAGACCCCCAGCACCAUCAUCCCACCAGAAGCAACCUCUCCCCCCGAGACCCCCAGCACCAUCAUCCCACCAGAAGCAGCCCCUCCCCCGAGUCCCCCAACACCUUCAUCCCACCAGCAGCAACCUCUCCACCAGCAGCAGCCCCUACGACUACCAGUACUACUACGAUAACUACAGCUGUCCCCCCUCCGGUGAGUGCUUCUACAUAGUGUUCCCUACGGAGGGCCCAGACGAAGGCUUUGACUAUACCCUGUGCGAUGACGACAGGGAGGACCAGGGGGUCCCCUGCACCCCUCUGCCCGAUGCCUUCAACCCCUGUGAGGACGUGAUGAGCCUGGGCUUCCUGCGGGUGUCUGUUUGGCUGGUUAGCUUGCUAGCCGUUCUGGCUAACCUCUUGUUCCUGUUCAUCCUGCUAACCAGCCACUACAAACUGACCAUCACCCGCUUCCUCCUGUGCAACCUGGCCAUGGCAGAUCUCUUCAUGGGUGUGUACCUCUUGCUCAUCGCGUCUGUGGACCUCUACACGCGCUCCCAGUACCACCACUACGCCAUUGACUGGCAGACUGGUGCCGGAUGCCAACUGGCUGGGGUGCUCACAGUGUUCGCCAGUGAGCUGUCGGUCUACACGCUGACCGCCAUUACUCUCCAGCGCUGGCACGCCAUCACCUUCGCCAUGAGGCCCGAGAGAAAAGUGCGACUACGCCACAUAGUUGUGCUAAUGCUAGCCGGAUGGCUGCUCUGCCUGGUGUUAGCCGUGCUACCGCUAGCUGGCGUUAGCAGCUACCAGAGGGUUAGCAUCUGCUUGCCCAUGGACACAGACUCAACCGCGGCCAUGGUCUACGUGGUCACCCUGCUAAUGCUGAACGUGCUCGCAUUCGUGUUGGUGAGCGUGUGCUACGUACACAUCUACUGCAUGGUGCACAACCCACAGCACCCGUCGAGCCGAGGGGACGCCAGCAUGGCCAAACGCAUGUCCGUGCUUAUCUUCACCAAUUUCCUGUGUCUGGCACCUAUCUCCUUCUACGGCCUGUCUGCUGUGCUGCACCACCCACUCAUCACCGUCACCGACUCCAAGGUGCUGCUGGUGCUAUUUUACCCGUUGAACUCAUGUGCCAACCCCUUCCUGUACGGUAUCCUGACACGAGCCUUCCACGGGGACGUCCUGAUUCUGCUGAGCCGCUUGGGGCUGUGUCAACGUCAGGCCCAGCUCUUCCGAGGAGCGCAGUUCGACGUGGGCAGCCCCGCUGGGGUCAAGAGGCACCAAGGGGUCCCCCGUCUUGGAGCCCACAUACCCCAGAUCCUGGAGCUCCGCAAGAGGCAGAGACUGUAAUGACACCAAGGAGCAGGUCAUCGAACUGGAAGGUCCCAACGCGAUGCCAAGCACCAGAGAGAAUUACAACCACAGCUGAGAGGCUGGAUUUUGUUGGUUCUCCAGUUGAAUGGUGAUUCCCGCACCUUUCGGACAGACAAAACCAUGUAUCAGGUCCCAAUUAAGGCCUGGAUUCAAUCCAUAUUGCAGAAGUAUCACGGAAGGUCUGCAUUCAAAUGUAAAGGUAAUUUUUGUUUGAGCCGACAUAUGCAGCGUUUAUAGUGAAUGCAGUCUUUUGAAUGCAGGAACAUUGCCUUUAAAUUUCAAUGUGUAUCUUUCGCAAUACGGAUUGAAUUGAGCCCUUAGUCUUGAUCUGUGAUCUAAGCUUGACUGGCCAUUAUGACCAACCAGGAAUUGGACAUGGAAUGUAAAUGGCCCUUUUAAUUUAGCCAGUGGAGUGUGCGGAGGAGCAGGGGGACAUGAGAGAACUUGAGAAAGUUGAAAACCCAGGGGUUUGAUGGCACAAGCCUGGAGCCCAGCCAACUGUGAGUUGCAGUAGUGCAGAUGGGAGAUGACAGGUGCCUGGAUUAGGACCUGCGCCGCUUCCUGUGUGAGGUGGGGUUGUACUCUACGGAUGAUGUAGAGCACGAACCUGCAGUAGCGAGUCACUGCUUUGAUGUUUUACAGAGAAUGACACAGUGUUGUCCAGGGUCACGCCAAGGUGCUUUGCACUCUGGGAGGGCGACACUGGAGUUGUCAACCGGGAUGGAGAGGUCUUCAAUUUGUACCUUACAUUUAGCAUCAUUCCUUUAACCUUUCUUUCCUCGGUCAUGUCCUUGUCGUUCCUGAGGGUCACUAGCAUUAGUGGAUUAUAUUAGGCUAACGUUGUGUAGUAAUUUAGGAUAUGUAGCCCAUUUUGAAUCAUUAUGGAACUCAGACCACCACAUAGCAGGUUAAACCUGGCACCUGGCUAACGGCUCACAACGGCUGGCAGGUUGCCAUACAGUUCCAUGAUUGGUGGGAAUUAUGGUAGAUUUAUAGGACUAUUGUUCAACCCCUAUUUACAUGUUUUAUCCACCUUCCAAUAUUAUAUGAUAACUUUCAGGAUGAAUCAAACCACUGUAUUUUUUAUUCAUCAAUAUGUUUAUUGCGUAAAUGAUCUCAAAACCAGUUUUAUUUCAUGAAUCAUACAUACUAUCCUGACCCUAAAAUGUCCCUAAAUAAUCUACAAAACCAGAGUGUCUACGGAGACGAAUAUGCAUAGAUGGCAUUCUUUCAUUGAUCCCUAUUUUCUGA